This is a messenger RNA of Caenorhabditis briggsae, 207 nucleotides long. The transcript has a single exon. Bases 1 to 207 code for a protein of 68 amino acids. The record is from RefSeq and is a predicted model, not a curated record. NCBI's taxonomy places the organism in Eukaryota, Metazoa, Nematoda, Chromadorea, Rhabditida, Rhabditidae.
AUGUUCAUUGGCCUUACUGUUGUUGUUGUGGUUUCCUAUUCUAAUGCGACCGAUCCUGUUUCGGAAAUGAGGUUUCAAUCAAUAUUUCACUUGUUUGUCACUCAAUUUUUGUCAGUUCACCUCUUCCAACCUUCAGGUUACUUUGCCUUCAGGGUAUUUUUCAAGUCUUGGCCACGAGAUUCUGUAUGUUCCUUUUUCCUUUCUUGA